Molecule: messenger RNA, 1511 nt
Organism: Arabidopsis arenosa
Lineage: Eukaryota; Viridiplantae; Streptophyta; Magnoliopsida; Brassicales; Brassicaceae
Source: the annotation of a GenBank genome assembly
AGUCAAUUGGGUUCCCACGAAACGGUGGGGCCCAUCACGACCAGGAGAAGAUGGGAAAGAAUUGGUUAACAUGUGUCUCCGUGGCUUGUUUGUCUCCAGGGAAAGACAAAAAGAAUCAAAAACCCGAGAAACCGAAGAGGAAAUGGUCGUUUGGGAAACAAAAGAGUAGAGAAUCUUUUGAUUUCCCUGUGGAGGAGACUCCAACGGUUGACCCUUCAUCGUCUUCUGUUCAUCGGCCAUCUCCACCGCCUCCUCCGUUGCCGGAUUUUGCUCCUCAGCCGUUGUUACCACCACCGUCUCCACCUCCUCCUCCUCCGGCAUAUACCAGCAAUACAAGACUCUAUGUUGACUCUAAAGAAGCAAAGAAUAGGCAAGCUUUAGCUCUAGCAUCGGCUGUUGCAGCCGAAGCAGCUGUGGUAGCUGCACAUGCUGCCGCAGAGGUAGUGCGUCUCACGACCCCGUCCACACAUCAGAGUGAGGAAUCAAAGGAGGAAACUGCCGCAAUCAAGAUCCAAAAUGCGUAUAGAUGUUACAAGGCGAGACGCACUCUUCGUGCGCUGCGAGGAAUGGCCAGACUCAAAAGUUUGCUUCAAGGAAAAUACGUCAAAAGACAAAUGAACGCGAUGCUUAGCUCGAUGCAAACUCUUACACGUUUACAAACACAGAUUCAAGAAAGGAGGAAUCGGUUAUCUGAAGAGAACAAAACUCGUCACAGGCUGAUCCAACAGAAGGGUCACCAGAAAGAAAACCAUCAGAAUUUGGUUACCGCCGGAAAUUUUGAUUCCAGCAAUAAAUCAAAGGAACAGAUCGUGGCAAGGUCCGUGAAUCGAAAAGAAGCUUCUGUAAGACGAGAGAGGGCUUUGGCUUAUGCUUACAGUCAUCAGCAAACGUGGAGAAAUUCUUCAAAACUUCCACACCAGACUUUGAUGGACACAAACACAACAGACUGGGGUUGGAGUUGGCUUGAACGGUGGAUGGCUUCUCGUCCGUGGGAUCCUGAAUCCAUGGACGAUCAAGUUUCGGUUAAAAACUCGCUUAAACGCGAAAACUCUAUCAAGACUUCUCCUGCCAGAUCUAAAACACUAAAGUCAGCUAGCCAAAGUUCUAUCCAAUGGCCUGUAAACAAUGACGCAAAGAGUAAAAAGAUUGAGGUUGUUAAUCGCAGGCACAGUAUCGGGGGUGGAUCAUCUGCAAGCGCUAAAGAUGAUGAAAGCGUUGAAAAUUUGGCUAACACGCAAGCUGUGAAAUCUAAGGUUAAUGUCGGAACAACAGGUUUGCCAAAGAAGGAGGUUGUGUCUGAUAAGAAGAAACCUCCACAGAUGGUAUUACCAAAGAAGAGGCUUUCAUCUUCUACUUCUCUUGGGAAAACGAAGAAAUUGUCGGAUUCGGAUAAAGCAACAACUGGUGCUGCAAAUGGAGAGAAGAAGAGAAGAAAUGGUGGUAGCAGUUAACCUAAAGUAAUAGCCUUAUCUAGACCAAGAUAUUGCUUUGGUGGCGAUUUGAUAGAUUUA